AUGGCAUCCUCUCAACCAACCUUACUACAUUCUAGUACCGCGUCCGACGUCGAAUCCUCUUGUAAAACUUUUGAUAUUACACCAGAGCAAUUCGCCACCUUACUAUCACGAAGCGCAUCUGCGAAAUCCACUGCUUAUUGCCCUUAUUCUAGGUUCCGAGUUGGCGCAACGAUUCUCACACACGAAGGUUCAUUUAUCGAUGGCGCAAAUGUCGAAAAUGCUGCAUAUCCCGUUGGCACAUGUGCAGAGCGAGUUGCUUUUGGCAAGGCUGUAACUGAGGGGCAUAAGAGAUUCAAGGCCGUGGCUGUCGCAACAGAUAUCAGUCCACCAGCAAGUCCCUGCGGGAUGUGUAGACAAUUCAUUCGGGAGUUCUGCGAUCUUGAUACUCCCAUAUUCAUGUUCGAUAAAAAUGGGGAUUUCGUCGUCUUGAGAUUAGAACAGCUACUGCCUUUGUCUUUUGGACCGGAAGCUCUACCUCCGCGGGAAAGUCUGGGUGAUUCUUCAACCUCCGUGUGA
Molecule: messenger RNA, 516 nt
Organism: Sclerotinia borealis F-4128
Lineage: Eukaryota; Fungi; Ascomycota; Leotiomycetes; Helotiales; Sclerotiniaceae
Source: the annotation of a GenBank genome assembly